Molecule: messenger RNA, 1791 nt
Organism: Trichoplusia ni (cabbage looper)
Lineage: Eukaryota; Metazoa; Arthropoda; Insecta; Lepidoptera; Noctuidae
Exons: 2
Coding region: 273-1106 (277 amino acids)
Source: RefSeq, a predicted model, not a curated record
CAAAUCAAAAAAGCCGGAAGGGUAAAAGAAAUUUAUAAAGCUUAACAUGCAAUGUAUCUGAAAAUAUAAGGUACAGACAUACGAUUUGCUUGGCGUAUACAAAACGCAUUGACGUUUCUAUUUGUCACUUUUGUUUGUCAGUAGACUGUCCCCUCUUAUUCCUCCGACUGAAGAACCGACUUUGGUAUUCAGUUUAGCAAAUAAUCGAACGAUUUGUUGCAAAAACCUAAGUAAAUUUAUUUUAAUUCUUACGACGUUAUACAAAUCGGGCGAUGGAGUGGUCGAAAGAGAGAACAUUGAAGUUGAUCGAGUUGUUACAAGUGAAUGCUAGUUUAUGGAAUCCUUCUUUGUGUGAAACAAGGAGAGACAAACAAAAGCGGCGUGAAGAAUUACGUUUGAUAUCGAAUAUUUUGGGUAUUUCUAUACCAGACGCUACAAAGAAGAUACAGCAUCUUCGUACACAGUAUAACAGAGAAUCAGCUCGGGAAGCCAGGGCCUAUGCUGAGGAACCAAACGAUAGAUAUGUUAGCAAUUGGUACGCCUUCGAGUAUUUGCACUUCUUGAAAGAGUCCAGCAAACCUUACAAAGUAUUGCACAUGGAGGACAGUCAAGAGGGAGAUGGAUUGUCAUCACAAUCAGACAAUUCUACAAGUAAUUGCAGAGUAAGCAGCCACUCACCACCUCACAAAAUUCCCAGAAUGGAAUCUACACCCAUCAAACCUGGAAAUGUAUAUCCUUUAUUGCGACCAAGAGAUGAGUUCGCUGUAUUUGGAGAAUACAUCGCAAAUGAGUUACGAUCAUUGAAGGGCGAAAAAAAUCUGCUUGUCGCUAAGAAGAAAAUACAAGAUGCUAUAUUUGAUGUUAAAAUGAGUAUGAUACGGGAAACAAAAAUGGAGCAAGGUGUGUGCACUGUGUUUACAAGUACAAGCCAGCCACAAAAUGCUACUAUACAUGAUGGCAAGAUAUAUGCAACACCAGCACUGGCUACUACUGAAGUCACUAUAGAGCAUUUGUCGGAGCCACGCACUCCACCACCACCAGAAAUUAAUGAAAUUAUGAUUAAUGGUUCAUGCCAUUACACAAAUUUUAAAGUGGAUGCACAAUAACAGUGUCAUCCACUUCCCAAUCAGGAAGUGGAGAAAAACAAAAGCUAUACCAUUGCAAAUCCAUAAUAGACACACAUGGACAUUAUAAAAACUGCUUUUGAGAUUUUUUAUGAAUUUUUUGCAAAGACUUAAAAACUGUUAAAUGUAACUAUCAUGAUAAAUGGACAGAGUGUGAAAAUUUAGUGUAUUAAAUGUAAUAUUGGUGACCUGACUGCCAGAAAAGACCAUAUGUGCCUCAGAAGUCUAUUAUGUAGUCUAACCCCAUGGCAUGCUGGACACUUUUUAUGGGGUCAAUGGACUGUGGAAUUCUCAAACAUUUGUAGUAUAAAGAAAGGAAAUUUAUCAUUGGCUUUAAGAUUACUGCCAUAAGUCAAUAAGUCAAGUAUUAUUUAUUAGAAUACUUUUAGUAUUUAAGGAUCUAGUCAUCUACUUUUCAUUACAAUAAUAUGUAAAAGCUAAAUAUAGUAUCUAAGUUAGAAUGUUUUACAAUUUUUGUAGGUGUAAGAAUGAACCAAUAGUCUCUUGUAUGUCCAUAACCAAAAAAAAUAAAGUUCUGCAAUCAUGGCAAAUAUAAUUGGUUAUAAACACAACUUACAAGUGACAAAUAAUCAGCACUCAUGACCUGAAAUGGCUGACUUGCGAAAUGUCCGUUUUGUAGCUAAAUAGAACUUAUGUUGAUCUGCCA